Molecule: messenger RNA, 2720 nt
Organism: Condylura cristata (star-nosed mole)
Lineage: Eukaryota; Metazoa; Chordata; Mammalia; Eulipotyphla; Talpidae
Gene: SYVN1
Product: synovial apoptosis inhibitor 1, synoviolin
Exons: 15
Coding region: 18-1835 (605 amino acids)
Cellular component (GO): cytoplasm
Source: RefSeq, a predicted model, not a curated record
GUCUCCAGGCCAGGGCAAUGUUCCGCACGGCCGUCAUGAUGGCGGCCAGCAUGGCGCUGACCGGGGCCGUGGUGGCCCAUGCCUACUACCUCAAGCACCAGUUCUACCCCACGGUGGUGUACCUGACCAAGUCCAGCCCGAGCAUGGCUGUCCUGUACAUCCAGGCCUUCGUCUUUGUCUUCCUCUUGGGCAAGGUGAUGGGCAAGGUGUUCUUUGGACAGCUGAGGGCAGCAGAGAUGGAGCACCUUCUGGAACGUUCCUGGUAUGCUGUCACUGAGACAUGUCUGGCUUUCACUGUCUUUCGGGACGACUUCAGUCCCCGCUUUGUGGCACUCUUCACUCUCCUGCUCUUCCUCAAGUGUUUCCACUGGCUGGCUGAGGACCGCGUGGACUUUAUGGAACGCAGCCCCAACAUCUCCUGGCUCUUUCACUGCCGCAUUGUCUCCCUGAUGUGCCUCCUGGGUGUCCUGGACUUCCUCUUCGUCAGCCAUGCCUAUCACAGCAUCUUGACCCGUGGGGCCUCUGUGCAGCUGGUGUUUGGCUUUGAGUACGCCAUCCUGAUGACAAUGGUGCUCACCAUCUUCAUCAAGUACGUGCUGCACUCCGUGGACCUCCAGAGCGACAACCCCUGGGACAACAAGGCCGUGUACAUGCUCUACACCGAGCUGUUCACAGGCUUCAUCAAGGUCCUGCUGUACAUGGCCUUCAUGACCAUCAUGAUCAAGGUGCACACGUUCCCGCUCUUCGCCAUCCGGCCCAUGUACCUGGCCAUGAGGCAGUUCAAGAAGGCGGUGACGGAUGCCAUCAUGUCUCGCCGCGCCAUCCGCAACAUGAACACGCUGUACCCAGACGCCACCCCGGAGGAGCUGCAGGCCGUGGACAACGUCUGCAUCAUCUGCCGAGAAGAGAUGGUAACUGGCGCCAAGAGACUGCCCUGCAGCCACAUUUUCCACACCAGCUGCCUGCGCUCCUGGUUCCAGCGGCAGCAGACCUGUCCGACCUGCCGCAUGGACGUCCUGCGGGCCUCUCUGCCUGCGCAGUCCCCGCCACCCCCCGAGCCUGCGGACCAGGGGCCUCCGCCUGCCCCCCACCCACCUCCACUCCUGCCCCAGCCCCCCAACUUUCCCCAGGGCCUCCUGCCCCCCUUUCCUCCAGGCAUGUUCCCACUGUGGCCCCCCAUGGGCCCUUUUCCACCUGUCCCGCCGCCCCCCAGCUCAGGAGAGGCUGCAGCCCCUUCGUCCACCAGUGCGGCACUGUCUCGGCCCAGUGGAGCAGCCACUAACACAGCUGGUGCCUCCACCCAGGCCACCGGCUCCGCCGCCGAGGCGGGCCCCACCCCAGGCUUCCCCUUCCCGCCUCCCUGGAUGGGCAUGCCGCUGCCUCCCCCCUUUGCCUUCCCCCCGAUGCCCGUGCCCCCCGCCGGCUUUGCUGGCCUGACCCCUGAGGAGCUGCGUGCGCUAGAGGGCCACGAGCGGCAGCACCUGGAGGCCCGGCUGCAGAGCCUGCGCAACAUCCACACGCUGCUGGACGCCGCCAUGCUGCAGAUCAACCAGUACCUCACUGUGCUCGCCUCCCUGGGGCCCCCCCGGCCUGUCACCUCCACCAGCCCCACUGAGGAAAGCGCCCCGACAGCUGUGGCUGCCACCUCCACCAGCUCCCCCAGCUCGGAGGCUGUCACCUCGUCCCCAGGAGUCUCCUCAGCUGCCCCUGAACCUGAGAAGCCUCCAGCCCCUGAGUCGGUGGGCACCGAGGAGCUGCCCGAGGACGGGGAGCCUGACGCAGCAGAACUCCGCCGCCGGCGCCUGCAGAAGCUGGAGUCUCCCGUUGCCCACUGACACUGCCCCAGCCCUGGCCCCUGCCCCCACUCUCGUAAGCAGCCCUCGCUGGAUCGCGUCCUGCCACCAAGUGCCAGCUCCCUCUCUUUGCACCAGGGAGUAGUAGCCCCCAACUCUGAGACAGAGGUGGCGGCAUCCCCAGGCCGGGUGGAAAGAGGCCCGAGGCCCGGAAGACUGCGCCCUUAACAGCCCGGCCGCCGUGCGGGUCCCGGGUCAGCUCCGGCCUUGCUCUCCGACCCUCAGCCUGGGUUCUGCUGGGGCCAGGAAGGUGGAGGCGCCACCUCUUGAGAAGCCCCCUCCUCGCCCCCUUCUGGGGGCGGGGCAGCCCUCUGAGCCCACGGCCUGGAGGCCUGCUGCAAUGCCGACCAGUAUUAGCUCCUGCUCUCGAGUGUGGCUGGAGGCGGCUUAGGGGCUCGCUCCCUGGCCCACCCACCAAGACUGCUACCGGAUUUCCUUUACUUGCCCUGUCAACCCAGAAGCCCUUGCGGUGGUGGCUGUCCCCUUUAUGCCCUGUGGCAUUUCCACGUCUUACUGGCAACUACAUAACUCAGGGGAAGGAGUGCCUGGGGGUGAGGGGGCAGGUGGGCAGCAUUGAGGGACCCUGCCCUCCCUCACCCCAGACCCCUGCAGUUUGUCUUAGGUGAGGCUGCGCCUGGUCUCACCCAGCAGCCACUGCCCAGUCUCACUGCAGGCCGAGGGCGCGUGCGUCUGCUCCUGAACCACUGCAAGCCCCAGAACCUACCGAAGGCCGCUUCUCAGCUCUCGGCACUUUUCUUGAGUUUAGAAGAGUCGGAGUUACUUCCUUGCUGUUGUCUUUUGGAUUAAAUUUGGGCUUUGAAUGCUUGAACCCAGGGAAGAGAAGCGCCAGGCUCUUGGUCUUCCCUG